UUGGCGUUCGGCCUGAGUUCACACUUGUAGUUUCUUCACUCACUGGAAUUUUCCUCAUAUGGCGCUCUGACAAUAGCGCAGGUGAUUUCCGCAUGAGUGACUUUCAGCGGAAGGUGGUCAACGUUCCAGGUCCAAAGUCAACAAACAGCCAUAGCCUCAAGAUGAGGGAUCCUAUCAGCACCUGCUCUUAUAACCAACUGUAUCAAAAUGUGAAGCGCUUCUCUAAAUCCGGGGAGAAUUUCUGCAAAGAGCUCAUGGCAGUUUUUCAGCAAAGGGCUGAGCUGGAGCUGACGUACGCGAAAGGACUGCAAAAACUCGCCAGCAGACUCAUCCGGGCCUCCAAAGGAAUGUCAGACAAUUCCACCUACAGCGCCUGGUGUCAUGUGUCAGAUGAGAUGUACUCAAGAGCAGACGCCCACAGAUCAUUAGGAAAUGCUUUUCAACAAGAGGCAAUCCUGGAAAUACGACAAGUCUUAGACGAGCAUAAUAAGAGGAAGAAGCCUCUCGACAGUGCCAUUGACAGAACUGGAAAGCUAGUCACUGCUAACUGGAGUGAUCAACUCAAGAUAAAGAAGAAAUUAGUCGGACUAACGAGAGAACACGAGGCUCUGUUCAACUUUGUUGACAACAACGCUCACAUUAGCACACAAAAGGAAAAACAAAAGAUGCUGAACAGGAUGACUAAGUCUGCAGAGGUGCAGUCACGGGUGGAUGACGAGUACUUUCAUAUUAACAUGGAGGGUCAUCAGAUGAGACUCAAAUGGGAAAACACACUGAAAAACUGCUACCAGAUCAUACAGGAGCUGGAGAAGCAGCGAAUCGAAGUCCUGUGCAACAUCUUGAGCAGAUACAACCUCCACAUGUCCGGUUUCGGCCAGACCCUCAAACACGGCCAAAGACAGAUAGAACUGCUGGUCCAAAAGGUGGACAUGGAUAAAGACAUCCAGAUGCUGUUGGAGGAAAACAGAAUCACAGCCGACGACAACACAGCAGAGUUUUUGAUGGCUGAUUAUUUCGAGGAGGACAGCAAAUCGUUGAUGGGCAGAGAGCGACGAAGCGAGGCCAUCAAAGUCAAACUCCAGCGUCUGGAGGACGGCAUUACGAGGACAAAGAAAGACUGUGAAGGAAUUGAAAAGCUGAUGAAAACGUACUCGGAGAAUCCCUCGUUCUCAAACCAGAAGAACCUCGAAGAGACUGAGCAGCAGCUGGAUGAGUGUUCUCUAAAACUGGAUCUGCUCGAGGCCACUCACUACAAACUCUCUGUGUCACUCUCGGAACUGGAGGGAAAACCCAAGUCCUUUCACCGAUUCAGUGACAGCAUCGUGAAGUGGAAAGAUAAAGACUGCGAGCACAGUGUGGUUCAGCUGACGCGUCAAGUCAAGCUCAGGAGGACGCCAUUCAGAUCCCGACAGUCACUGAGAGCGUCCAUCAUUUACAAAGGGCCGGCUCAGUUUGUGACACAACCGUCUGUGGAGCCGUCAGCGGGCUCCAGUGACCAGGUCACCUCCACGUCUUCAACACAUGGCAGUGAGGCUGCGGAGUGUGACAGCACAGAUAACAGAGCCCCCCCUCACACAGGUGAGGACAAACAAGAGGGUCAAACAACGGCAGUGUUCUGCAGUGUAGGAAAAUGCAAGGCUCUGUACAACUUCCAAUCUGAACAGGAAGAUGAACUGACUUUGACAGAAGGAGAUCUUCUAGACAUUUACACCAGAGAGGACAAUGGUUGGUGGUUUGGUCAACUAAAUGGAAAGACGGGACAUUUCCCAUCAACCUAUGUGGAGGAGCUGCCUGUGUUAGACAGCGUCCAAUCAUCUGAUGCCUAAAUAUAUAAAAAAAACUAAAAAGGAACCAUGAAUUGACGAUUCACUUCUACGAUGCACGGCAAAGAAAUGGAAGAGACGUCUUUUAACAAAUCACGUUCCCCUCCAUGUAGUGACUUAAUGAUAUUCAUUGUUUUUAAAAUCAUUAAUAAAUCCAAUUGCACUCAGUUUGAUGACACACCUUCCAUUGCUGAUUUUUGUCACAGUUUCUUUUUGUUAUUUUUGUAUUGUUGUUAGAAUUUCUCAUUAUUUAAGCCACAUGAAAUGCAAGCGAAGUGAAUUACUGUUAAAAAAAAAUGUCUGUGUUUUAAUAAUGGAACACAGGAAAAUAAAAAUAUACUGAAAAAGGAGUAAAUACAUUUAAAAAUAAAUGAAAACAUAUCAAUAUGUGAAUUUUCAAUUAUUUUCCCGGAACCUACCUGUACUUAAGAUCCAUAGACACAAACAUUUGAUAAUGUGUUGUUUACAGGUCUGUAGAUACAGAUUAAAAACUGUCUUUACAAAAAGA
Pleuronectes platessa (European plaice) is the source of this 2331-nucleotide messenger RNA. It is a transcript of the gene nostrin, whose product is annotated as nitric oxide synthase trafficking. Bases 93 to 1826 code for a protein of 577 amino acids. Gene Ontology annotation, molecular function: protein binding. Gene Ontology annotation, biological process: signal transduction. The record is from RefSeq and is a predicted model, not a curated record. Gene Ontology annotation, cellular component: cytoplasm; plasma membrane. The transcript is spliced from 16 exons. NCBI's taxonomy places the organism in Eukaryota, Metazoa, Chordata, Actinopteri, Pleuronectiformes, Pleuronectidae.